CUUUGGUCGAUCAAGGCACCGCAGCAGUCCCGCCUUUUGUUGACUCCUAAUAACGACUCUCAAUCCCUUAAGGUAGCCGCCAGCGCCAGAAACAUAAACCGUCCAACAAAAUGUUCCUCCACCGGAUUCUAGCCAUCGCAGGCCUUGCCACUUCGGCUGGGGUCGGUGCCAUCCCAACCCCAACGAACACCGACCUCCCUCCGCCCAACCCGUGGCCCGAGGUCAUCGGUAGCAUCCCAGACUUCACGAUAGCCAAGUUCGAGGCACAAGCCAUAGUCCUGAGCGACCGGACCUACGUCAAUUUCUACAUCAGCCCCUACCCGGGCUCAGCCUUCGCCCACUGCUUCGGCACGGGCACGACGUCGGACCACAAGCUCAGUAGCAUCCCGCAGACGUGGUGCAAGAGUGCCAACGGCACGGAGAUGAACGACGAGAACCUGUGGACGACGACCAACGACAUCUGGUUCUCGUGGACCGUGGGCGAGGAUGUCGACCCCAAGGGGGCUCCGGGGACCGACCCCAUCGACUCCAUGUACUACAAGAACGGCGCGUACCUCAGGAUCGUGCGGCAGGGCCACGGCGAGAAGCAGUCGCGCGACGAGUCGAUCCACCAUGUCCUGCCGUACGAGUUCGAGACUGUCGGUGAGGAGAUGCUGGAGCAUCAGGUUUAUACGGGUGACCAGAACUUUUCGACCAAGGCUCUGAGGGUUGAGGCCAAGGAUUGAAAAGGCAUAAAGGAGCAAAGGCGAUGAUUAAUGGUAUGAUGGAUGGGGAACGGUUGCUUCCAUGUCUUCUAUGUCUACAAGAGGGGUUGCUUGGUGGGGAGUUUAUGUAUGGACGGGAAUGUGAUAUUGCCUCUCUUCUGAGCAUGUCGGGCUAGUCAUAUGGGAGGAAUU
This is a messenger RNA of Chaetomium strumarium, 896 nucleotides long. RefSeq lists its product as uncharacterized. NCBI's taxonomy places the organism in Eukaryota, Fungi, Ascomycota, Sordariomycetes, Sordariales, Chaetomiaceae. The record is from RefSeq and is a predicted model, not a curated record. The transcript has 2 exons. Bases 111 to 725 code for a protein of 204 amino acids.